UGAAAAGGAAUACUGCACAAACUUUUAAGAGAAAAGCAUAAGUAUUAAUGAUCGCAGGACCCGGCUGCCGACCAGUUGAACACUAUGCACAUUUCUGCUUUGAAAAUAAUAUUAAAGAAAUUAUUCUUCUAGGAUACUUCGGAAAAACCCCUGUAUUGUGCAGGUAAAAAAAUCUUUUCUUUCUUUCACUUCUUCCUUCCUUUCAACUCCACGUUGCUAAACACGGUUUAUCACCUGUGUGAAUAAUUGUUCUUUCUAUCCUUUUCUUUCUUUCUCAAAAGUAUGGGGUAUCGUUGUAUGGGAAAACUCCGCCUCCUGUCACUCUUGACCAAUCCUAGACCUGUAAAGAUACUGGUGACCAUCAAGAAAUUUGCACGCAGCCUUGACUUACAUAAUAUUCUGCUGACCAUGUACAAUAUACAAAAAAAAAUCAAUCAUGCCCUGUCACUUCGUGGGAGAAGAGGUGAUUUGCUCUGAUCAAACAACGAUCACAAUGACUGACACGUCGUCUAUGCAUACCAGUCCUCCAUCUAUCAACGCGUCGGUAACAACUGACAACAAGCGAACAUCCGCCGGUGUUCUCAUUGAUACUCACACUCAUCGUACAUUGUCCACUGUCACUCACACACAGGUCCAACGUUCAUCUCGUGCCACUCGCUCACACACCCAAACUUCCACCCCAGUUGCUGACACUCAUGAUCAUACAUCUACCGGUUCUACUCUCACACAUCCCCGCAUAUCCACCCCCGUAAUUGGUAUACAGGAUCUAACAUCCAUCACUCCCAAAUCUACUUCCACAGUCAACAUUUCCACAGUCAACACAUCCACCCCUGUUUCUAUAUCCCAUCCUGCAGAGAAGACUAACACGACCGAUUAUCAAAGUAAAUAUGUUUAUUACUUCUUGCGUUUAUUGGCAAUACCCAUAGUUAUUCUCCGAUGCAUUUAUAAUCAACGGCAAAAAAAAAAACGGUUUUAAUCGCAUGACCAGCGACAUCAUAGAGGAACACGAUAUUUUCAACAGAUUAAAAACCUCUGUUCAUGACACUAAUACGGAAUGGGCGAACUUGAUUCAGAAUCUAUUUAAUAUUGUAAUUCUGUAAUAUGCAUGUACUCUUAUUUUUUGUGUUCUCGUUUCUACAUGUAUUUGGAUUGUAGAAAUAAAUGUGAUAUUUCGCAUGUACGUGUUUUUCUUUUCCAAUCUGUUCCAAUUUUGAUUUUGGUUUUGCAUGAUACGAAACCUGAUGUUGUAGAUCAGCAUGUAAGUAGUUAAUUCAUUUCUUAAAUUAUAAAUUAAGUAGAGUGGCCCCAGGUGGAGUUUAAAUAUAAAAUAUUCUAUUGUGUUCAUGUACAGCGUAUUUAUAAUUAUUUUUUUUUUAGUUUAAUUUUAUUACAGUCCAAGAUGCCUAUGGCCUAGUAGUCUCUGCUGUGGUUAUGGUGUUCCUCCUCCUCCUGGCAUGGAUCCUACGAUCCAUCUUAGGCCAUGUUGGCAUUGAAUGCCGCGUCCCAGUGAAGAGGGGGAGAGGGAGACGGAGUGAUGUCGAAAACCCCCAGCCACGGGACGAGGAAACCCGCCCCAAAGAGCGUGUAUGUACAGAAGUUAACCUUAUUGAUCGUAACAAUAAAAAAAGACCUCUUAAAAGCCUCUCAUAUAUAGAUAUAUAUAUAUAGAAUAAAAUUUAAAAUAUAUUUUGUUUAACAGCUGGAAAUAAUGGAAUCGACUGCCGCGGGAAAAACGGAUCAAGACAGACCGCUGCCAACUGGGGCAAAGGGUGGCCGACCCCGCACGAUGCCCCCAAAAAAGUAUCUGCUGUUAACUCCGCCGUCUUACUACCU
Messenger RNA from Magallana angulata, 1833 nucleotides. RefSeq lists its product as uncharacterized. NCBI's taxonomy places the organism in Eukaryota, Metazoa, Mollusca, Bivalvia, Ostreida, Ostreidae. Bases 437 to 976 code for a protein of 179 amino acids. The transcript has 3 exons. The record is from RefSeq and is a predicted model, not a curated record.